CCGGAAGCUCCGCCCACGAGCGUGCGUCGAGACGUACAUUACGUGAGCACGUCCGUAUUUCCGCGCGGCGCCAUUUCGGAGCGGAUCUGAUCCAGGACUCAAACACGCACGGUCAGCAAAAGGCGACAUUCACGGUUGAGCCAUGCAUCGCGACUGCCCUCUGGACUGUAAGGUGUACGUUGGGAAUCUGGGAAAUAAUGGGAACAAAUCCGAACUGGAGAGGGCAUUUGGCUACUACGGACCCCUGCGGAGUGUCUGGGUGGCCAGGAACCCUCCCGGUUUUGCAUUCGUUGAGUUUGAGGACCCUCGCGAUGCCACAGACGCCGUCAGAGAGCUGGACGGACGGACCCUCUGCGGUUGCCGAGUGAGGGUGGAGCUGUCCAAUGGCGAGAAGCGCUCUCGUAACCGGGGUCCGCCUCCGUCCUGGAGCCGACGCCCACGCGAUGACAACCGCAGGCGCAGCAGCCCCGCCCCCAGGCGCAGAUCGCCCAGGAGGAGGAGCCUCAGUCGUAGUCGCAGCAGAUCUCUUUCCAGAGAGCGGCGGAGGGAAAGAUCACUGUCUCACGACAGAAACCACAGGCUCUCACGAUCUUUCUCCCGAUCAAGGAGUCGUUCCAGAUCUACUGAACGGAAAUGAACUGAGAAGACCGUUGUGACGGAAACCUCGGCACAGAUCAAACAUGUUGAAAAGAUUGAGUCCCCCCAAUUUUUUUUAGUUUUUUUUUAUAUUGACAUUAUCUUCUUAGCGGUUCUGUUUCCCUCUGUAGCCGCGGUUGUGCGUGUUUGCAGUUUUAAUGCGACGGCAUUCCAUCUCACACUUUUAAGACUCUUUUUUUAGUUGUGUUUUUGGCGGUGAAUCUGAUUGGUCCUGCUGCGCUGACCUUGAGCGUUUGAUUUGUGUUUCUGUGCGAUCAGAGGGGGGGGUGUAACAGCACUAUGACGGCAGCAGGGGGUGGAAUGGAGAACCGCUUUCAUUCUUGUUCAUUUUUUUCCCUUGUAGUGUUUGUACUGUUUAUAAUGUUGAUCUGAAUUAAAAGUCAUUACAAAAAUGC
This is a messenger RNA of Sinocyclocheilus anshuiensis, 1052 nucleotides long. Its product is annotated as serine/arginine-rich splicing factor 3-like. The record is from RefSeq and is a predicted model, not a curated record. Gene Ontology annotation, molecular function: RNA binding. Bases 143 to 637 code for a protein of 164 amino acids. The transcript is spliced from 6 exons. NCBI's taxonomy places the organism in Eukaryota, Metazoa, Chordata, Actinopteri, Cypriniformes, Cyprinidae.